AUGAUCCAAAAUUUUAUGUCCACAUAUGUGGAUGCCAGACCUCUAUGGGGUUGAUGUCAGACAUCCCAAGUUCCAAAAACUAAUUUCAGGGAGAUCUGCAAUUGUCUAGCUAAAUAAUGUGAAUCAAAAGUAGCUUUGCUAUUAUACUUUUUAAUCCCAAAACUUUCCUAACUGGAAACCUAUUGCGUAAAGGCCCAUAAAAACAAACAUGAUAACCAUAAAACUUUGAAAUUUACCUUUAAAAAAGUAAUUGCCUUUGACCUCAGAGUGACAUGGGAAAAUUAAGGCACCAGUACAGUACUUGCUGAUGAAUGGAGGGGGUGUUAAUACUAUAACAAUAAUAGAUAUUGCAGGGCGAAUUGAUUCGUGAUUUGAUUUCUAAAGGGAUUUGUCAUGCAGAAAAAAAAAUAAAACCCUCACAAAAACCAGCUCUGUCCUACUUAGCGAGACACCACCACAGCCCAACCUGCUCAUCCCAGCUGGUGCUGCUCCCAAUCACAUCCGCCUCCCCCUUCGUCCCCUUUCCCCUUCAUCUUUGCUCCUCCUCUUUUGAGUCGGUAAAGAAAGCUCCCCCCCUUCCUCCUCCUCAGGUUUGUGAGCGUCGUGCUCUCUGCGUCAGCCGACUCCAUUCAUGAAAAGUGUGACGUGAGCGGGUGGUUGACGCUGCCACCCGCCCACUCACAGUCCGUGUGCUACCGGGAUGCCUGUCAUUCAGCGUGUGACUGGCUUUCUCCUUGCUUUUUGUGCUGCCUUUUCACCACCCUGACUUUGGUGGCACUUUCUUCAACUCCUCACCUUCGUUUUUAACAGGAAUCAUGAAUUCAAUCUCUCCGAUGUCAAACAAAUACUGGUGAGGCAAUGUUUUAAGACUGCCCUCACCAGGUGUACCUAGCCCAUGUUCAUGCAUGACAUCAUGGGAAGUUCCCCCGAGGUUCUCUCAUGGACUUCCUGCCCCAGUAUGCUGGUGGGCAAGCUAAAGGAGGAGCUCAAACUCACUGUAGUCGGGGACUCCAUGAAGAAAUCAAACACGGCAAACUCUCAAACGCAGCAUCCUCCGGCCCCUCCCCCUCAGAUAAUCACAGACCUGGCUCCGCCUACGCACCUGCCCGUUCCCCUGCAGCUUCUGCAGCCGCCCGGCAAGGAUGAGGAGACUGCGCUCGGGGGUUUGAGUCCCCAGAACACGGCCUUGAGUAUAGAUUCUACGCGAAGUGAGGGGGGCCACUUUGACAACAGUGUCCUUCAACUGCAGGAGAACGAGGAGCCGGUCUCACCGGCCUCCUGUGAGCACGGAGGAUGCGGGAAUGGAAUGAACGAGCAGACAGGAGACAAGGACUGUCAUAUGGACCGCAGUGUAGAGGGGAGACAAGAUCACCCGCAUAACCCAGACGAUAUCAAACUACACUUCCAAAGAGCAGGGCCUGGAUCAGGCGGAUUUCUGGAAGGACUGUUCGGCUGUCUCCGGCCGGUCUGGAACAUCAUAGGAAAGACGUACUCCACAGAAUACAAGCUACAACAACAAGACAUGUGGGAGGUUCCGUUUGAGGAAAUCUCCGAGUUGCAGUGGCUGGGUAGCGGUGCUCAGGGAGCCGUCUUCCUGGGGAAGUUCCGUUCUGAGGAGGUGGCGAUAAAAAAGGUGCGCGAGCAGAAGGAGACGGACAUCAAGCACCUGCGAAAACUCAAACAUCCCAACAUCAUCAGCUUCAAGGGGGUGUGCACUCAGGCACCUUGUUACUGCAUCAUCAUGGAGUACUGCGCUCAAGGGCAGCUUUAUGAAGUGCUCAGGGCUGGACGGAAAGUUACCCCUAGGUUAUUGGUGGACUGGGCCUCAGGCAUCGCCAGUGGCAUGAACUACCUGCACCUUCACAAGAUCAUCCACAGGGAUCUUAAAUCUCCCAAUGUUUUGGUUACCCACAACGAUUCUGUGAAGAUAUCUGACUUUGGCACAUCAAAAGAGCUCAGUGACAAAAGUACAAAGAUGUCAUUCGCGGGUACGGUCGCUUGGAUGGCCCCGGAAGUUAUUCGAAAUGAGCCCGUGUCGGAAAAAGUGGACAUCUGGUCAUUUGGAGUUGUCUUAUGGGAAUUGCUGACUGGAGAAAUCCCCUACAAAGAUGUCGACUCUUCUGCUAUCAUCUGGGGUGUCGGCAGUAACAGUCUUCACCUCCCUGUGCCAUCCACCUGCCCAGAUGGCUUCAAAAUCCUCAUGAAACAAACAUGGCAAGGCAAGCCUAGAAACAGACCGUCGUUCCGUCAGAUCCUCCUACACCUCGACAUUGCCUCGGCUGAUGUUCUGGGAGCUCCUCAAGAGACCUAUUUCAAGUCUCAGGCUGAAUGGCGCGAGGAAGUAAAGAAACACUUUGAGAAGAUCAAAAGUGAAGGCACGUGCAUUCACAGGCUGGAUGAAGAGCUGAUUAAACGAAGACGGGAUGAACUCAGGCAUGCGCUGGACAUCCGGGAACAUUACGAGAGGAAGCUGGAGAGAGCCAACAACCUCUACAUGGAGCUCAGUGCCAUCAUGCUGCAGCUGGAGGUUCGAGAGAAGGACCUCAUGAAAAGAGAGCAAGCUGUGGAGAAGAAGUACCCUGGCACCUACAAGCGCCACCUGGUCAGACCCAUCGUACGGUCCAAUGCUGUCGAAAAGCUGAUCAAGAAGAAAGGAAGCAUUUCUCACAAACCUGGAAUGCCCACAGCUAAAAGGCCAGACUUGCUUCGUUCCGACGGUAUCUCCAGCGCGGACCCUCUCCCCUCUCCCUCACCAUUGUCCGCCAGCCCAAAGGUGUCUACACCUCCUGGCAAAGCCCGCUACCGAAGCAAGCCCCGGCAUCGGCGCGCCAACAGUAAAGGAAGCCAUAGCGAGUUCCUCGGGGUGCUGAAAUCUACUGGAGUGCCCGAUGACACCCGGUCUCUCCAGGAGCAACCUCACCACCUUCCCCUUCCUACUCCCGGACCCCAACUUCCAUUGAAGGGCCGCGAAGAGGCCGUCGUAAACUGUGCCAACAAUCUGCGUUAUUUUGGCCCCGCCGCCGCCCUGCGUAGCCCUCAGACUGAUCACCUCCAAAGACGUGUUUCCGGAUCCAGUCCCGACCUCAUCUCUACAGCGAUGGAUGCAGACACACGUAAGCGGACUUCAUCCACGAGCUCCAAUCCCCUGCCGGGCACCGGUCCCGGUUGUCCCUGCUGCCAGACUCACCCCUUCCCUGGAUGCCUUCAUUGUCAGGAGAUCACUCCUGCAUCUAGCCAACCAGAGUUGCCCAACUUUUCACUGCACAGUACUCAAGAGGGCAGCCAGUCAACUUUGAAGGCUCCCAACAAAGAGCCUGGUUCUAAUGUUGUAGUCUUGAAGAAACCAGAGCCUCAGGAACAAGAGACUUUCCAGAACAAACACGCCCUCCCGAAUGCACUUCCCCACACACUCAGACCUCUGAGGAAGGGUGGAGAGGAGUCCUCUGAAGAGGAAGAAGGAGAGGUAGACAGUGAAGUGGAGUUUCCAAGGAGACAGAGACCUCAUAGAUGUAUGAGUAGCUUCCAGUCGUACUCCACGUUCAGCUCGGAGAACCUGUCCGUGUCUGACGGAGAGGAGGGGAACACCAGUGAUCACUCCCACAGCGGGCCACUGGAAAGGCUGAGCGCCAGUCAGGAGGAGCAUCUGGACGAGCUGCUGUCACACACACCGGACAUCCCCAUCGAUAUCUCUACCCAAUCGGACGGUUUGUCAGACAAAGAGUGUGCUGUCCGCAGGGUCAAGACCCAAAUCUCCUUGGGAAAACUGUGCUCUGAUGAACAUAGCUACGAGAAUCCUCUCCAGUUUGGGGACUCAGACUGCGACUCAUCCGAAGCCGAGUGCUCAGAUGCCACAAUCCGAAACAACAAAGCGGCCCCUUCUUCGUGGUGAAUGAACCCUCAGGCAUUUAUCUUUUUUUUUUGUCUUGUUGCCUGGAACAAUAUCGUCUCAAUGGGUCCUGCAGAAAAUACAGCAAUAAGAGGACAAAGAUGUCAAAAAAUAUAUAGCAAUCUCUCCUAGAACUACCCUCCCCAAACCUCUUCCUUUUUCCAGGCCUUCAUUCCCUCAUGUUUAGCACAGCAUCCAUGCAACUCAUGGCAGGGAUUCCCUUUUAGAACGAGGGUGUACAUUAGAUAGAGUGACAUUCAUAAUUUAUUUUUGAAUUCUGAAUGACUAUUCAGGACCUCUGAGUGAAGAAAAAGACUCUAAUGAAGAGCUAUUUUUCAAUUUACGCACAUGCUAACUGUUUGGGCCAGUGAGAGUGAUACUGUGAUGAAGACACAGGUGGAAAGAGUGACGAGGAUGCGUGGAAACCUGAUUGGUUUGAAUGCUGACAGCGAGUGGUGACGCGUUACAUCAUCAUUAAUCUCUCAGGUGACCCAGAUGUGGAUCUCCAUGCUUUUAUCUAGCUGCCGUCACUCUUCAUUUUAUUGGUUUACGUGGCAAAAUCCAAAAAUCAUCACGCAACACCCUCUAGUGCAGUGUUGCCCAACUUUUAUUGAGCCAAGACCUUUAAAACACUACAAAAAUGCCACUACACAUCACUUUUUGGAUAGAGUAGUCAAAAUUCACAUUCUUUGCAGUAAAUACACUUCCAGACCAAUUAAAGACCCUGUAAAGUGAAUUUCCGCCUUCCUCGUCAUGAUGUUCAGGCACUCACUCAAAAGCAGGCAAGUCAGUCCGAAGCACAAGUCGUUUGAUUUUACAAGCUGGCAGUCGUGUCAAACUUUUUCAAAAGUAUUUCUCGGCCCUUUGACUUAUGUGCACACAUGGCAGUCAACAAGGCACUCUAAAGCAACCAUGCUGGAGCCAAUCUACAUGAUGGCUUUCAAGUCAAACUUUUUACAAUACAAUUUUUUUUCCAUUGUUGCACUUCUGCCCUUGACAUACAUGCACUCAUGGCGGUCAACGAGGCGCUCUAAAACAGCCACGCUAGCCCAAAUUCCAGAUUGAGGUGCAGGCUCUCAUGCGACUUUUUAAGCAUUUUAUUUCCACCUUUGACGUACUCACACACACUUAUGAUGGACAGCAAUGUUGUCCAAGCAGCCACACCUUCCCACACCCCUGGUUGACUUGCAGUCUGUCAAGUCCAAAUUAUUAAAAAUGAUUUUUCCAGCCUUCUCACACUUCCGCAUUUUAUAUACGUGCACUCACAACGGACAACGAGGCAUUCAUGCAAGCCUGAAGUACGUUGACACCCAGGGCGUAGGUUUGGUCUCAACAUUGGUAGGGACGAUAUAACAUUAUAGCCUGCAUGUACAAUUUUUGCUCGGGAGGGGACAUUAAUAACAGAUUGGGUGAACGGGGGUCAGGGCUACAUUUCUCAUGUAUAUGAACCUAAUUAAUUGAUAUGCUAAACUAGGGGUACUCAUUACAACGAUCUUGAUCCACCAGUCGAUCGCAACGCUAGUGUGGGUAGAUCACGGCAUCCAAAAAAAUACAAAAAUUUUUUAAAAAUUAUGUACAUAGUAGGGCUGUCAAAAUUAUCACGUUAACAGGUGGUAAUUAAUUUUUUAAAUUAAUCACGUUAAAAUAUUUGACGCAAUUAUCGCACAUGCCCCGCUUAAACAGAUUAAAAUGACAGUACAGUCAUGUGCACUUGUUACUUGUGUUUUUGGAGUUUUGUCGCCCUCUGCUGGCGCUUGGGUGCGACUGAUUUUAUGGUUUUCAGCGCCAUGAGAAUUGGUGGUGCUGAACAAUGGCGAGCUACUAGUUUUUUUGUUUGAAAAUUUUACAAUUUUAUUAAAACGAAAACAUUGAGGGGUUUUAAUAUAAAAUUUCUAUAACUUGUACUAACAUUUAUCUUUUAAGAACGACACGUCUUUCUAUCCAUGGAUCGCUUUAACAGAAUGUUAAUAAUGUUAAUGCCAUCUUGUUGAUUUAUUGUUAUCAUAAACAAAUGCAGUACUUAUGUACAGUAUGUUGAAUGUAUAUAUCAGUCUUGUGUCUUAUCUUUCCAUUUCAACAAUAAUUUACAGAAAAAUAUGGCAUAUUUUAUAGAUGGUCUGAAUUGCGAUUAAUUACAAUUAAUUAAUUUUUAAGCUGUGAUUAACUCGAUUAAAAAUUUUAAUCGUUUGACAGCCCUAGUACAUAGUUAAUUAUGAUUAUGUUGUGUUGUGUGAGAAACAUAUGAGGUUAUGCAGCACCCGUCUCUCUCGAAGCAGCUUUUGCUCACGUUUCUCUGGUUCUAUAGUUUCCAGCAGAGGUCACUACAUUUCUCCCAGUUUAAUUAACGUUAACAGUAGAAAACACAAACAGAAGGACACCUCUCUCUAAGCAGUUGUCUACUCGAGUUUUGCAGGUUAGUAAGUUGACACAGUUUAAUGUUAUGCUAACUCUGAUGCAGGUCGGACUUUCAGUAGCAAAAUUAGUGGUGUGUUUCCCACCUCCACAACGACGGGGUCUUUUAAAACUACUUAUAGUAGCUGCUGCUGGCCGAAAAGUUUUUUUAAUAUCCCUCCCUGUCAAAAUGGGCGGAGGAGGCAGCAUGUUGUCGACAUGCAUUUCUGUCGGGGCUGUGUGAGCGUGAGCAUGCGUGUGUGUUUCAGGGGUGGGUCAAGUCACCAGCCAAUCAAACGUGCGUUUGAGGGAGGUAAAAAUGGACCGCCACAUUCGUAAUAAGGGGUAAAUGUAAGUUUGAACAUAAUGAAAAUAAUUCACUUAAUAAUGGUAGGAUCAAGUCUGUCCUUACGACAUAUGAGAAGAUCUAAAUAACCUGUAUAACGGCACUCAUUAUAUAAUGCAUAUGAGGUUGCUUAAAGGUUGGUGGGGACAAUUUGAGAAUCUUGAAAAGUUGGAAUUGUAAUGUCCCUACCGUCCCUAUGCAAACCUACGCCCUUGGUUGACACGCUGGCAGUCAUAAACCUCCGCGUCACAUGCACACACUCAUAGCGCACUUUACAGGGUCUUUAACUUAUUGGCUGCCACUGACAAAGAUAGACGUCCAAUUCGUUUAAACUUGGUGGACUAGCUUGGAGUGGAGUAGUUCUAAUUCCCCUCCAUCUUAGAAAGCUAGCAUUACAAACACCAGCAUGACCAACCUGCCUCGUAGCCGGACUCCGCUAUGUCUACUCGUCAGGCUGUGCACCAGUGGUGGAACAAAAAAGAUCCGGGCCCGGGGCAAGGAAGACAGACGGGGCCCCUAAAGCUGGGGGUGCUACCGGUGUUAUCAAGGCCCGCUGCCAUAUUUAUGACGCUGAGACCCAAUUAGAAAGCCCAGCUCAACAUGAAAAAGCUUUUUGACCCGCAAACCAGACUCCCUUGAGGCCCCGGCCCAGGUGCAGCACCACCGCCAGCACCCCCCCCAAGCUCCGCCCCUGCUGUGAACGCGUCCAGCAUGCAUGUGACCGAAACAGUAAGAAUUGGGAAGAAGAGCUGAAAUGAACAAAACGAAAACCAUCUCCUUCUCCUGCCACUACCGAGCAAGUGAUGCUUUUAGUGUGUAAGGACACACAAAGCCCUCAUUAGACAUUACGCUUUCAAAUCUCAUCUCAGGAUUGUUCAAGAAAGGACCGGAACAAACUGGACUGGACCAAUUACUGUAUGGUAGGAUAAUGUUUAAAAAACGUUGCUUUUUGCGUAUUUCCUCAAAUAGUGGCUACAUAUUAAUAACUGUACAGUGUUGGCUGGCAAUGAAUGAUCAUGUUACAGUGCCAUUGACAGUGAUAUACAUCCGAUCCAUUUUGACAGAGAAGUCUGGCAGCGAUCCGAUGUCUAUCUCCGUUAUUGACACGACCACAAUCUCUGACCCUAGAAAAGUUUAGUCACUUUUAACAAAUUUCACAACGUACUAAAAACGGCUAAACUCAGGUUAAAUGUAGCUCCUUCCCAGCAUUCAAGAGCCGUAUCGUGAAAACGUUUUGAUCAUUUUUUAAAUUGUAAACUGCAAAAAUACAGAAUAUUAAUGUAUUCACUGUAUGUGAGGCAGUUACACAUCUACACUGUAGAAAAUAAAACAUCCUAUUACAGUGAUCCCUUGCUACUUCGUGCUUCAAACUUCGAGCCCUCAGUCCAUCGUGGAUUUUUUUUCCCCAAUUAAAAAAUAAAUACCGUAUUCGAUUUAAACAUAUAAAUGUAUAUGCAUGAAUACAUGUAUAAAUCAUUGUUUUCUGUUACACAAAUCUCAUUUACUGUAUAAUACAAUUAUUACAUUUGCUUGGGUCCCCCAUUAACCGCAAAAAAACAAGGGAUCACUGUAGUUGUGCUGGAUCACUGUAGGUGUGCUAACUAAAGAUUUUAUGUAGACAUAACUCAAAUUCUCAAGUUCUCCCAAAGGGAUCCACGGACAGAAAAACUUGUAGUUUUUAAAAGAUAAACGUUAUUAUGAGUUAAAAUAAUUUGAUAACGAAACCCCUCUUGAUGUUUUCAUUUUUAUACAAUUUGUAAAAUUAAUUUAACUAGUAGGUUGCCAUGGUUGUUGACGUCACAUGGUUACGCUGCCAGGUUUCCAGAGUAUGACUCUAGCGACAUAAACGUCAUCAGUUCAACCCUUUUAAUUUUAACUUAGAGGAACAUUAAUGAGCAUGACAGCACUGUCGAUAUUUCACAAAACGAGCAGCAAAAGCAAAAUUAACAGGAAAGACUGGAUGAAACGUGACGAGAGUAGAAAAAAAACCACCCUACAUAAGGCGACUUUGAUACCCAAAGUACUACCGUUCGCUUUCAGCUUGUUUUUUUUUUAGAUAUAUACAGACAGAACAAACUAAAGAUGCCUUAAGAAAAUACUCAAACGUUGUAAUAUCAAAAAAGGGUGGUUUAAGUAUGCUACGUGACUAAUGGCGUCAACUGAUCAAGAAAACCCUAUGCUUAAAUGUAUGACAGGGAAACGCAUGCAUAAAGUACUUUGAGGCGAUGAAAAGGUAACAACACUUAAAACACAAAUAGUAAGUACUCGCCGCUUUUAACCAAUGUGCGCAUGUGUUGGACGUCUCGUUACAUAGACGAAAUUGCAGUAGCGCCGUAGUGUUCGUCUAGUGGCAGUGACAAACUACGUCAUCACCCCGAGCGUCCAUUGUGUGCAUAAAACAUGGCGCCCUCUGUAGGUCACAACAUGUACUAAAUAUAUUUUUAAAUCAAUGAGAAUAUUUUAUUGGUUUAUAAUAUCAUAUUUUAGUAAAAGAGAACAAGUGGGACUUAUUAGAGACUGCAAGUCUUUAAGUCUGAGGUUCCCUUUAAGUAACUUGUUAUUUGGACUAUUCCUAACUCAAUUUUUCAAGUUAAUAUUGGGAUCGUGAUUACAUGACUUGUAUUCCGUACAUUCAGCCUAGCAGCUGGUCAGUCAGCCAAGGUGUUAAGCUCAAUUUUCUAUGUGCUCCACUGCCACUGUGGCGGCCUGGGUUCAAUAUUAGUGCUUGGAACAACAUUAUUUGUUUACAUAAACUGAAAUCCAGUUUACUUAAAAUGUUGAAUACGGACUACUUAACUUAUUUACUUAAAAUGUUUUUUUUUUCUUGAACUGUUAACUUUUUUUUUGUCCUUUAGGGUUUCCAUCAAAAUUUGAAAUUUCUAGUUCUGCCAACCCUUUUUUUUUUUUUUUUUUUUUUAAUAUAUACAGUAUAUCUACUGUAUAUACAACGUAACACAAGAUGACAAUUCCACCAAUCAGCCAACAGCAUGUCGAUUUCACAAAGGCCUCAUCUCAAAUAGCAUACAUGGCCACUGUUUAAGGAAAUAUUUGUCAGGUGCAGUAUCCCAUUUUUCUUUCCAAUUUCAGGCGCCGCAUCUCACGUAACACUUUCUAGCAGGGUACUUUAUACCAAUAUAACACUAAAUGUGAGUGUAUGUGAGUGACAUACUACCAGAGGUGGGUAGAAAUGCAUUACAUUUACUCCGUUACAUUUACUUGAGUAACUUUUUGAAAAAAAUGUACUUUUAAGAGUAGCUUUACUUAGCCAUGCUUUUUACUUGAGCAGAUAUGUGAAGAAGAAACGCUACUCUCACUCCGCUACUUUGGGCUACAUUAGUUGUUACAUUUUUCCUCUUUAUUCUACAUUUUAGAUGUCUUUUUUUUUUUUUUUUUGCCAUAAAUGCCAACAGUGGCUCAAUCAGUUUCACCAAUGAGACGUCGCAACAUUAAUCACGACUCCAUUAUACCUACCUUGCUUGCAAUCAAGCUUGCCGUUCUAUGAACCCGCCAGCCUGUUCAAUCAUGUGGCGUCUUUAAAGCACCGCAAAAAGUUAAGUAUUUGACAUAACCGUCAUCAUGACUAGAACGUGCGGAUUUUAACCUCUCAAUAUUUAUUUGGCACCGAUUGACCACGGAAGACUGGAGAUAUGAUCCCUUUAGUUUCAUAAUAGGAAAUAUUUUUUCUCCACUAAAGGGCACUCCUGCUCUUUGGACGAAUAAUGCUUCAUUUCUUAGAUUUUUUUGUCUCUCUCCGGAAUUCAAUGAUUUGUUUUAUUUCUAUGGCUUAAUGUGGUUAUGUAAUAGGUUAUAGUAGAGUAUAAUAAUAACAGUUCAUACAGAUAAAUUUGUUACUCAUUACUUGAAUAUUAUUUUCACCAAAUACAUUUUUGCUUCUACAUGAGUACCGUACAUUUUUUGGAUGACAAUUACUUGAGUAAUAUUAUUUUUGAAGUAGCGCUACUCUUACUCGAGUAAAUUUUUUGGCUACUCUACCCACCUCUGCAUACUACUGUAUGUCCAAAUGAAGCAAAGCAUUCCCCCUGUGCUUGUGAACAAAACUAAAGCAAUGAAGAGUCAAGGUUGCUUGCUCAGGAUCAAGAGCGUCUAGCUGGCUAGACACAAUAACUGGUGGCUAGUGAAGCUUGUAUUUUAAUUGUAUUUAUUUAAUUGUUUUCAGAUUUGUAUUUUUUCUUGCUGGUUGGGUGUGAUGUCGCCUGUUAGAAACAAAUGUUUGUCUUAUGUAAGUGGUUCUGCUGCUUUCCCUUUUUUCCCCCUUCCUGACUAGACAUCAUACGUUUUGCUAAACUGUAUUUUAAGAAAGGGAUGCUGCAUCUGUUGGAGAUUAAUUUAUCUGUCUGUUUUUUUUUAAAGUGUCAUUUCCAUGUACAGCAUUUUAGGUGAAGGCAAAGUUUAAUUCCACAGAAAUGAUGCCAGCUUUAGUGUACUGUAUGUAAAAGGCUAUUAGGAAUACAUAAGCCAGAGAUCAAUAAGGGUGCGAGCCUCUUUUAAUUUCUCUUAUAUGUAUUUGUGUGUAUAAACAUCAAAUAUACCUUGACCUGUCAUCAAUGAGCUGCUCAAACUGUCUGAAAAUUAUAUGCUAGUGAUGUGUUUUCAUCACUUUUCAACUGGAUGAAGAUUGAACUGCUGAAUUGUUUCUUUGAGCUUGAACGCUUUAACAAAUGCUCGGUAUUUUAACCCUUUAUAGGGCUAGUGACCUUUUGGUAAAUUCAAAAUAUCUUGACCUCAUAAAGACCUGGCGUCAUACAGUAGGCCACAAUUUUGGGAUACAAUCUUGGCCUACAUGAUCCAAAAUGUAUGUGAUGUCAACAUAUGUGAAUGGCAGUUCUCAAUUAUAACUAGAGGAGAACUCUAGAACCGACCUCUGCCAGAAAUUCCUUUUCUGACCUUUGACCUUAAUAGCCCCAAAUUUGAUUCACCUUUCUCCAUUUCAUAUUCAAAUAUAUACUGUAAAUUUGAUGAUAACGCAAGAAUUAAUAAGGGGAUUAUCUUGAACACAAACAUACACACAUGCAUACGAAACCAAACCUCAGGUUUCACCGACUAUGGGAGGGAUUUUUUUUUUUUUUUGUAAAUAUUUUUUUCUGGCUGAGUGUAUAAAUUAAUCAAAACUAAAUGAAUAAAACCAAAUAAAUGAAACCAGAAAUACACUUUGGUUAUGCCUAAAGUUAUCUGAUAAUGGCUUUGUAACCGAUAACCUGAUAUUGUUGAACUCCAAAAAUCCGAUACAGAUACUUGCGGUUGUGAAUUUAAUUUAUAAUGACCAAUUGCAUUGUGAUAUUCCAGGGGUCUUCAAAUACAAAUCUUGAAGGUCCACAUUUUUUUCCCAUACAAGCACGGGUCCAUUUAUUAAUGCCAGGCAAAUACAAGGAAGGUCGAAGGUGGUAAAGGGGGUUUUCUUUUGACCAGACAAAAAUACAAUGCACAUUCUGAUUAAAUAAAAAUAAAUUAACAAAACAUUUUCUUGACUUAAAAUACAAAAUAGCAUAAUGGCGUUUCACAUUUUCACUUUUUAUCAGAGCCACUGUCUUUCAGCAUAUUAGGCACAUAGGUUUGGUACAUGCAGGUGGGAACAUGGACGCAUAUUUGUCAGUCCAUUCCUCAUUGAAACGGCGAUUUUCCAUAACUGUUUAGAUAACCAUAACUGCGGGGCUAAGCUGUGACCAGCCCUUGUACCAAGGCAGAAGGCUUCUACAUUCUCUUUGAAGGCAACAUUCAUAUUGACCCAAAACCUAUAAUGAAAAACCGAUGUUGAUAUUUUCCAAUACCAUUUUAAAAUGCUUUUAUCUGCCAAUUACGCCAUUUCCUGCCAUUUACAAUGUCUGACAUCCAAUUCAUUUAAACUCGAAGGACUUGCAGUGAAUGGUCAUCUUUCAAUGCCAUUGACGGUGCUAGAAGUCCAAUCCAUUUUGACUGGGAGGGGUGAAAUGGAUUGGACAUCUAGCGCCACCAAUUGCACCCAAAGCGUUAAAAAAGUGCCUUAUAAAGGGUUAAAUUAGGCUGCCGCAUUAGUUUAAACCAUCCUGAACAUCUUUUAUGUUUACAUUGUUGUAAAUGUUUUAACCUUAAAUCUGUUAAUGAUACAUAGCGUACAUCCGCAGAAGUAUGAUUGAGGAUUUUUUUUCUUUGUAGCUGGCCUACAUGAUGUUGAAUUAAUUUAUUACGAAUGGCGAAUAGGUGUUCUUUUUAAUUUCAGGCAGCUUUCGCGGGAGUAUUAUUUAAAAAAAGCACAAUGAACAGGAAUGAGGACAGUAUUAGUUUGGUGGAUCAAAUCAUCUCAUCUCAUCAUCAUUACAGAUGAAGUACAGAUGUGGUGGCACUUAAUCACAAACAUAAUGGUUCCAAAUGCUUACUCCGGUCAACAUAUCUUUUUUUGUUUUGAUAAAAAGCCAGUCGGGGGCAAUGAGACCGCAGAUCUUGAAGCAUCUGUGUUGCCUAUUUCUUCCCCCUUACAUUGUCAUUUUCUCUCAUACAGUAUUUAAUAUCAACUUGUGUCUGUGAAGUUGUUUCUAAACGUGGAUAUCAUUUCAUGUAUCUGUCAAAAUCUUUCUUUACAACCUUUAUUUUCCAUAUCCUGUUAUUGUCUUAUGGCAUUGAGAUAAAACCUUUUCCAGAGUACAGUAUGGUGGCUAUCUGGGGGAAUAUAAUCCGAGCAAGCAAGUGCAUGGAAUAAAUGCUGAUGUACUGUACCCAACAUUUUGUGCUGGUCUUUUAUUAGUAGUUCUUUUUCCUCAUCUAUUUUGCAACGCUAGACCUCAUUAGGUCAUGGGUAACCACUAGACUUGGGAGAGGGUACGUUUAUACUGAAGUGGACACCAUUUGAUUACAUGUACGCGACUUUUUACACUUAUUAAGACCAUUUGUAAUUGAAAGUUUUCCAUAAUACUGUACUCAUAAAACAGAGGCGCACUCCGAGAUAUAAGACCUCUGCCUAAGUAGCCAAAUCCAAAUCGCCAUAUUUCUGACCUGUGACUUUUGCUCUUUCUCUUCUCUGACCUGACUUGCAAAUUUGAGUUAAAAAGGCAAUUCCGUUAUGAAUUUUCUGACCACUGUGAACUUUGACCUCAUAACCUCAAAAUUUCAUCACUUCUUUUGUUUCGCAUUAUAAACAGGGCCUGCAAGUUUGACAAUCCCUAUAUUUUUUCGUGAAUUAUCUAGAACAGAAAUGUACAAACAGAAAAACCAAACCGAAUGCAUAACCUCCACCAGAUUUUUAGCCAAUUAAUUAGAAUUUUCAGAUGACAAAUUUAGACUACACAUUUGUUUUUUUUCAACUUCUAUGGAAUUGAAUAAUGGUCCAAAUAUACUUUUUACCGUAGUAUUAAAAAGUUGAUUUGAAAUA
Corythoichthys intestinalis (scribbled pipefish) is the source of this 13983-nucleotide messenger RNA. RefSeq names its product mitogen-activated protein kinase kinase kinase 13 (gene map3k13). The transcript is spliced from 14 exons. Gene Ontology annotation, molecular function: ATP binding; MAP kinase kinase kinase activity. The record is from RefSeq and is a predicted model, not a curated record. Lineage: Eukaryota; Metazoa; Chordata; Actinopteri; Syngnathiformes; Syngnathidae. Gene Ontology annotation, biological process: protein autophosphorylation; signal transduction. The coding region runs from base 896 to 3889 and encodes 997 amino acids. Gene Ontology annotation, cellular component: cytoplasm.